AUGAAAUUUGGAGAUUACUCAUUUGUCACUUCUACUCCAGUAAAUAAGAAUUUAAAGGCGAGUAGCAGAUUUUUAGAUAACAACUCUGCAAUGCCAUCACCGAUAAUACCAAAGCAUCAUCCACCAAAUAUUCCUGUUAAAAGUAAUGUUUUAGAUUAUAAAACUAAGGAUAUAGAUGAAACAAUAUUUAUUUCUGAUGAUGAAGAUCCAGUAUUUGAACUUCCUUGUAUAGAAAAGAAGUCGACAAUGGAUCCAGAUGUAGUAAAUUCUUUAGGUGAGAGAUUUAGGAAAAGUUUAAGCGGAAUGGGAGAUGAAAGAACUGCAUUGAAUAAUGAAGUUAACAGUAACGCAAAUAAAGUAACUGAUUCUAAAUUUGGUGGAACAGCCAAGAACGGAUCUACAGUUGGCCAAAAUGUUAGAAAUUCUUAUAAGAAUAUCACUAAUAAUGAAAUAACCAAAGGAGUUUCUUCAAACACUGGUAUCAACCUAUACAACAAUAAAUUGAAUCAACGGGAUGUGAAAAAUUUUGACACUAUUAGUGAAAUUGCAAAAACUCUCAAAAGAAGGUCACCUCCUCCAACGUUUAAUACUCCAGAUAGACCAAAAGUUAAACCUAUGGCAGCUUUCAGAAAGAUGCAGAAACCUGGUCCGGUACUAUGCUCACCUCAGCCACUAACUGAACGAGUUGUUAAAGAACAAUUAAAAGAUAAAAAAGAAUUAAGAGAUGUUGUAUUGAAUCCGAUAAUAUCACAAGAAAUUAAGUAUAAUAGAGCAGUACAAAAUGCAAUAGAUGAAAUAAAAUCUACUGGAAAGGAAAUAACUUUAGAUGGGGAUACAAUAGAAACUAUUAUUGCAGUAAACAAAACAAAACGUCUUAUUGGAGGAUUAAUGAAUGAAAAUAGAAUGAUUACUAUCACAUCUAAAUUGGCAGAUCUUUUUAAGACAUUGUUAACGUUUAUAGAAAGAUUUGACACUAAAAUGAAAGUAGAAACUCCUGAUUGUUUCAUCAUGGAAUUGAAUCCUUAUCAAAAAAAAGGUUUAGCGUUUCUUAUUGAAAGAGAGAAGAGUUAUCCAUGUGGGGGAAUUUUAGCUGAUGACAUGGGUUUAGGUAAAACUGCUCAAAUGAUAUCACUUCUUGUUUAUCAAAAAAAUAAUGCUUUGGCUAAUAAACAAAUAGAACAUAUAAGAAGGGUAAAAGCUAAAGAGAAUGCUUUUAUUCCUAUUAAGACUACAUUAAUUAUAACUCCACUUAGUUUGAUGGAUCAAUGGGAAUCGGAGAUAAGAAAAUUUACUUCAAGUGGAUUUUUAACUGUAUAUCAAUUUCACGGUCCAAAGAGAACCAACGAUCCACAUAUAUUGGGACAAUAUGAUGUUGUCAUUUCUUCUUACAAUACAAUUGCUUCUGAAUUUACAUCAGUUUUCAAUAGUGAGGAUGAAGAAAAUGGUCACAAGUUUAAGAAAGGACAUGUACCUAAGAAAUCUGUUGGAAACAAAAUUCCUAAAGUUUCUGUUCUUGAUAGAGUUUGCUUUCAAAGAGUUAUUUUGGAUGAAGCUCAUACAAUAAAGAAUAGGAAUAGUAGAGUAUCUAGAGCAUGUAGUGCUUUGUCUUCUUUAUAUCGCUGGUGUGUUACUGGAACACCUGUUCACAAUGAAAUGAUGGAUGCUUUUUCAUUGUUCCGUUUUUUACAUUGUCAUCCAAUUGAUCAGGAGGCUAUGUGGAGACAAUACAUGAGUUCAGGUUCACAAGAAGGUCCAUUUCGUCUUGAAACUCUUGUUAAAGCUACACUUCUUAGAAGAACAAAAAAUGAUACAUCAGAAGAGAGUGGUGAAAAGUUAGUCAAUUUGCCAAAAAGACAUGUAAAACAAGUUAAUCUAGAAAUGAUGCCUAAUGAGAGAUUAAUUUAUGAUCAAAUGUUCAAAGCAGCUCAAAAAUUUGUAAAGAAUUUCUUGGAUGAGUUUUCUGAUAAACGCAACGAUAAUGAGCUUCCUGAUUCUAAAAAUCCUUUCUUGAACGCAAAGAUGAGUGAACGUGAUGGGCAGUUUCAAAAGAUGGCUUGUAUUUUAGUUUAUCUUUUACGAUUACGUCAGGCUUGUAAUCAUCUUUAUCUAACAAAAGCUGGAUUGGAUCUUAACUGUUUUGAUGCUAUUGAUGAAAAAUCAGCUAAACUAAUGAAAGAUGACAUAUCUAUGGCUGAAUCUUUUAAUGAAUCUGUGAUGAGUAAUGCACAAAGUGAUGAUCAUUUAGAAGUUUUCAAUCGUAAUUUUCUUAGUAGCAAAGUAAAAGCUCUUUUUAAACACUUGAGCAAAAUUUUAAAUGAAACAAAAGAUAAAGUUAUAAUUAUAUCUCAAUGGACUUCAAUGUUUUUUAUCAUCCAGAGUCAUCUUAAUAAAAAAGGAAUUCCAUAUGUUGAAAUUACAGGGGAAGUUUCGCAGGAAGAUCGGCAAAAGGCACAAAGUGCUAUAAACAGCAAAAGUGACAACGUGAGGAUAAUGUUUUUAUCACUUAAAGCUGGUGGCGUUGGAUUAAAUUUGAUUGGUGCUAAUCAUAUUUUCAUGUUAGAUCUUCACUGGAAUCCUUUUAAUGAAGAUCAAGCAUGUGAUAGGAUUUAUCGUAUUGGCCAAACUAAGGAAGUAUUUAUUCAUAAAUUUGUCUGCAAAAAUACUGUUGAAAAUAGAGUUUUAGAAUUACAAAAUAGAAAAAGAGAACUAUCUAAGGAAUUUCUUGGAGAAACAAGGGUCAAGAAGGCUAAUCAUCUUAAUAAUGAAGACUUAGCUUUUAUCUUUGAUUGUUAA
This is a messenger RNA of Strongyloides ratti, 2793 nucleotides long. RefSeq names its product Transcription termination factor 2. Lineage: Eukaryota; Metazoa; Nematoda; Chromadorea; Rhabditida; Strongyloididae. The record is from RefSeq and is a predicted model, not a curated record. Bases 1 to 2793 code for a protein of 930 amino acids. The transcript is spliced from 3 exons. Gene Ontology annotation, molecular function: ATP binding; ATP-dependent chromatin remodeler activity.